AUGUCAGCAGCUAAAUUGUUGUUUGAAUCUGGACUUAGUGUAGUGGUUUUAGAAGCUCGUGACAGAGUUGGGGGACGGACUUUCACCGUUAGGAACCACCAAGUGAAGUAUGUAGAUGUUGGUGGAGCCUAUGUGGGACCUACACAGAAUCGGAUCCUGCGACUGGCUAAAGAACUUGGCAUAGAAACUUACAAAGUGAAUGUACGUGAAGCUACCCUCCUAUAUACAAAGGGAAAAUCCCAUAUAAUGCAUGAUAUCUUUCCUUCCUCGUGGAACCCUUUCAUAUAUCUGGAUUACAACAAUUUCUGGAGAACAGUAGAUAAACUGGGAAAAGAGGUAUAUUGGGAAUAAUGAACAUAUAUGCAA
Python bivittatus (Burmese python) is the source of this 366-nucleotide messenger RNA. The record is from RefSeq and is a predicted model, not a curated record. Lineage: Eukaryota; Metazoa; Chordata; Lepidosauria; Squamata; Pythonidae.